CUCGUGUAACUGACACUGUUGUCACCGCGGGGAAAAAAACGUGGAAAGUGUGUUCUAGUCUGCAAAAAAACAUGCGCGUUGGAAGUAUUGUCAGCGGAUAUGAUCGGACAUUAUAAUUUAUUUUGCAAAAGAAUGAAGCAUUAGUUUUUUUCUCAUUUUAUCUCCGACAAGUGAUAAUUUAAAUAUUUUGCACUGAAGUGUGUGAUAUCAAUGUGUAUACCAUGUUCAUCAAAGAUCAUUUUAAUUUGCGUCAUUUGCGAGUAAACUGGUGUACAUUAUAGCAAAAUUUUAUGCAAUUAUGAAAAACAUAUUUUAACGAAAUGGCAAAAACUAUUUUCUACGCGUGUACAGAAAUGUGAAGAAGUUCAGUUGUAUAAAACAACAAAAGGAAUAGAACAUUUGUGAUCUUCAAACCCCUGGACUAAACUAUGUCUCCUAAACUGAGUGGUCCUUGUACAGUGUUCAGAAUAUGGUGGAAAACUGUACUGGCAAUUUCGAUACCUCUGGCACUUUUACCGAUACUAGUACUUUAUGACUCUGAGGAGGCCAGAUGUGGUUACGUAGUAUUAUGGAUGGCACUAUAUUUCAUGUUGGAACCAGUGCCCUUAUCCGUAACUGCUCUGAUACCAGUUGUGGCCUUUCCUUUUCUUGGUGUUUUGUCAACUGCUGAAGCAUGUUUACCGUACAUGAAAGAUACCAUCAUGAUGUAUGUUGGAAGUCUCAUGUUGGCAGUAGCAGUAGAACAUUGUAACCUUCAUAAAAGAAUAGCUCUAAAAGUGCUUCUAUGCAUAGGAACUGGCGCAAGGUGGCUCAUGCUGGGUUUCAUGCUUACCACCAUGUUUCUCUCAAUGUGGAUCAGUAAUACAGCAACUACUGCGAUGAUGGUUCCUAUUGUUGAUGCAGUUCUAAACGAGCUCGAGAAAGAAGAAAACGAAAAAGAGCCACUGAAAAAUGAAAUACCAGUCAGUUUGAUUACGAUUCCUUCAAAUCUAUCUCCGUCCAUUUGGGGUGUUGAAGCAGGCAAAAAUCACUAUUCAGUGAAUCUGCAGCUUUCAAACUCUUCUAGUCCAGCAAAAGACUAUCGAAAACUGAGAGAUUCCUUACUGCUCAGCAUUGCUUAUGCAGCCAACUGUGGUGGCACUGGCACAAUGAUCGGUUCUGGGCCCAACUUGGUGCUCAAAGGUCUGAUGGAAGAAUUGUAUCCACAGUCAGAUGAACUAAGCUUCGUGUCUUGGCUUAUGUACAACGUGCCUGUAAUGGUACUUUGUGUGCUAAUCUGCUGGAUUGGACUACAGUUAUGCUUCAUAUCUUGUUGCUCGAAAGAAGACAAAAAGACUGGCGCGUCUGCAAAGAAAGCCGUCCAAAACAGCUAUCGAGAAUUGGGCAAUCUAACAUUCCAUGAAUUAGCGGUGGCAACUUUAUUUAUUCUUGUAGUAUUCCUGUGGUUUCUUCGUGAUCCUCAAUUCUUAGAUGGUUGGUCAACGUACUUAAAGAAUGGAAAAAACAUUCGAGACGCAACUCCAGUCAUAGCAGUCUGUUUAUUACUAUACAUCAUUCCAUCAAAACCAUCCUUUACUGAAUCCAGUCCACCACUGCUAGACUGGAGGACAGCUCAGCGGAAAAUCCCAUGGGGCAUUCUUCUAUUGUUAGGUAGUGGAUUUGUGGUUGCUGAUGCAGCUAAAAAAUCUCACUUGUCCAUCUGGCUGAGCUCUCAAUUAUCUUCCAUGAAUUUGCUUUCACCUGGUGCGAUUGUAAUCAUCUUAACCUUCAUGGCUUCUGCUUUGACAGAGGUCAUCAGCAACAUGUCCAUGGCGACCAUCAUGCUGCCAGUAGUCAGUGAAAUAGCAGAAGCAGUUCAAGUUCAUCCUCUUUUUUUAAUGCUGCCUGUUACAAUUGGAUGCUCUUUCGCAAUGAUUCUACCUGUCGGUAAUCCGUCCAACGCCAUUGUCUUUGAAGCAAGUUCUAUGAAGACAUUCGAUAUGAUGAAACCAGGAGUGUUGCUGAAAGUUUUAUGCUGCAUUGUUGAAAUCUUAAUGAUUCAGACUCUAGGGGUGUAUGUGUUCAAUCUUAAAACAUUCCCAGAGUGGGCAAACAAGCACGACUUGUUGCCAGACGCUUUAAGUGCAGCAGGAAACUUCAACAGUACAGAAAGUAUGAAUAUGUCUUCCAUCUUCGCCAAUUAACUCUUCAAUGAAAGGAAAAAAUUAGGUCACUGAAUUAAACCUUUGAAAAUGUUCGACGGGUGUUAAUUGCACACUUCAAAAGUAAAAAGAAACUCACGAGUGUCAUAGACUAGCUGUGAUUCCGGUGGCAGUCUGGUGGAACGCAUGGGCUAUUGAUGACUUUUAUAUUCCUCAAUUUGUUCUUCAUGACU
Uloborus diversus is the source of this 2374-nucleotide messenger RNA. Its product is annotated as Na(+)/citrate cotransporter-like. Gene Ontology annotation, biological process: monoatomic anion transmembrane transport; citrate transport. Bases 429 to 2183 code for a protein of 584 amino acids. The record is from RefSeq and is a predicted model, not a curated record. NCBI's taxonomy places the organism in Eukaryota, Metazoa, Arthropoda, Arachnida, Araneae, Uloboridae. Gene Ontology annotation, cellular component: membrane. Gene Ontology annotation, molecular function: citrate transmembrane transporter activity; succinate transmembrane transporter activity. The transcript has 13 exons.